Molecule: messenger RNA, 1737 nt
Organism: Pelobates fuscus (common spadefoot toad)
Lineage: Eukaryota; Metazoa; Chordata; Amphibia; Anura; Pelobatidae
Gene: NUDT6
Product: nudix hydrolase 6
Exons: 5
Coding region: 9-953 (314 amino acids)
Molecular function (GO): NADH pyrophosphatase activity; ADP-ribose diphosphatase activity; NAD binding
Source: RefSeq, a predicted model, not a curated record
UGCGCAGUAUGGGGGUAGGGAGAGCGGCUGUAACCUGUCGGACAAUGAUGCGGCUCUUCUGCUGGCGGUAUUGGGCUCGGCUACCGGCAGUGAGAGCCCGGUCUGUCUCCUCGGGGUCCAGCCGGUCUGCGCUCAGUGAUUCUCCCUGGCCCCAGGGCAUCAUAGAUCGGUUCGGAGGGGUCACAGUCAGCCUGCUCCCCACUCACACCCUGGACGAGUCCAGCUUCAAGGGCUGGCUGCACGAGUCUAUCAAGGAAUGGCAGAGAGAUGGCAGAAUUGCAGUGUGGCUACAUGUUCCCAUCAUGCUUAGCAAUCUGAUUACCUCUGCUUCUUCUGAAGGGUUCACAUUCCACCAUGCAGAACAUGACACAUCUACACUUACUCUUUGGCUCAAAGAUGGACCAAGCAACCUACCUGGAUAUGCCACACACCAGGUGGGGGUUGCAGGUGCUGUUUUUGAUGAGGACACAGGCAAAGUGUUGGUGGUGCAGGACAGAAAUAAGACUGUAAAUACAUGGAAGUUUCCUGGAGGAUUGUCUGAUCAUAGAGAGGACAUUGGUGCCACAGCAGUUCGAGAAGUUUUAGAAGAAACUGGCAUUAAGUCAGAGUUUAAAUCCCUUCUGAGUAUACGACAGCAACAUAAUCACCCAGGGGCUUUUGGAAAGUCGGAUAUGUAUAUUAUCUGUCGACUAAAACCACUGUCUUAUGAGAUAAGUUUUUGCCCCCAGGAAUGCUUAAAAUGUGAAUGGAUGGACCUUAAAGAGCUUGCUUACUGCAGCAAUACAACUCCCAUCACCAGCAGGAUAGCUAAACUGCUACUGUAUGGGCACAAGGAAGGUUUCCAUAAAAUUGACCUAACUAUGAGGACAUUUCCAGCUAUUUACUCAGGGUUGUUCUAUUCACUGUACCAUAAAGAACUACCAGAGGCCUAUGAAACCAAACGUAACCUCUAACGAACUUCACAUUUUAAUGAUCUAUUAUCAAAUCUAUUACAAUACAAUUUUACACACAAGGAAGUAUUUACAGAAAGUCAACCUUUGAUUAUUAAAUGACUGACCGAUACCUCAAAUAAUACCUCAGGCAUAUACAUUUAAAAUCAUGGAGCGUAUAUUUUCAUCUAAACCAUGGUGCUGGUGAAUGGCAAUAAGAGGAAAUAUAUUUAAUGUAAAUGCCCAUUAAGCUGCACGCUACUCCAAACGUAAUACUAUAAAUUGAAGAAACAUUUUUCAAUGUUUUGUAUUGAUCAGAGCACAUACACUUAUCUGACAUUGUUUUUUCUUGUUUUUGGGAACGUAAAUGUUAUACAUUUUGCAACUAUAAAGGUUAAAACAAAUGACAUUCUGACAUCACAUUUCUACAUUUUCUUCUAUGGGUUAUGCAGACAUUCUCUGUUUGUAUUGACAUUUUUGCUAUAUUUUUUUAAUGAUUUUAAAAUGUAAUCCCUCUCCUGUGUUUGGUGUAUUUGUUCAUAUUUGAAAGCAUCUCUGUCACUUUCAGGGAUCUUGUAUACUGCCCCACACCCCCUAAAUGUGACAGAGUUUACUGAAGUAUUUCAUGUAGAUUUUAUCUUUGACCAUCAUUUUAACCCCUUCAUGAUGGAUGACAUUAUGUAACCAUCAUCAUAUCUGUAUUUGCCUUACCCCUUUUCCUAACAGGGUUCAAUAAAUAACAACAUGUUCAGUUCUGAAUGAAUACAUCGGUUUACUCCACCCACUGUAAAAUAAAGUUCAAUAUAUA